UCACUGAUCACCUUUUGUCACACGAUGUCGCUGGAGACCACAGAUUGCAAUAUUUCUGUAUAUGUGAAACUCCUCCUCCCUACAAAGGGAAAUUAAAUCGUCAUCGGCUGUCGCAUGUAUCUGGAACAGUAUUUGUCGAAAAAGGCAGGAUAUGAAAACAGAUUACAUUGCGUUUAACAAAGCAUCUAAAUAGUUUGUUAAUUAAUGAUUUGGGGUCUGCUUUAUUUUGGCACUAAGGAUGUAUGUUCGACGACUAAAGGAUUACGCCUGGAUUCAUAUUAUUUCGCUUCUUUGUCUUUGUGACGGGACUGCUUCUCAGAUCUCUUACUCCAUUUCCGAGGAGCUGAACAAAGGUACCACGGUGGGAAAUAUCGCAAAGGAUUUAAGUCUCAGCCUUAAGGACCUGGAGACCAGGGACCUCCAAAUCGUAUCAGGUUAUUCUAAGAAACAUUUUGAUGUGAAUUUGCGAACUGGAGAGAUCUUUGUUAAUGAAAGAAUAGAUAGAGAAGAAUUUUGUCCAUCCAUUGAAAAAUGCUCCUUAAAAUUACAGGCUGUUCUAAGUGAUCCGAUGAAUGUGCACCGUAUUGAAAUAAACGUGUUAGAUAUAAAUGAUAACUCGCCUGUUUUCAGUGAGCAAUCACAUGUUUUUAAUAUACUUGAAUCCUUGUCUCCGGGAGAGCGAUAUCCUCUCCCAGUGGCUGAGGAUGCAGAUACUGGAAGCAACUCCGUAAAAACAUACAAGCUGAGUCAAAAUGAAUACUUCUCUCUGGAUGUGCAGAGCGGAGGAGAACACGGUUUGUCUGCUGAGUUAGUGCUACAAAAAGCUUUAGACAGAGAGAAACAGUCGGUAAUUACGCUACUUCUGACUGCUGUGGAUGGAGGUAAACCUCCCAGGUCUGGAACACUGCAGUUGACUGUUAAUGUUGUAGAUGUCAAUGAUAAUACACCGACAUUUAGCAAGUCUCUUUAUAAGACGAGAGUUAAAGAAAACUCUGCACCCGGAACAAUGGUAAUAAAGCUGAACGCAACUGAUGUGGACGAGGGCAUGAACAGUAAGAUCGUGUAUUCAAUGAUUAAACGAGGUAACAUUGAUCCAUCGGUAUUGUUUAAUAUGAAUUCAGAAACAGGAGAAAUCACUGUGAAGGGAGCAUUAGAUUAUGAAGACACACCUGCUUAUGAAGUUAGAGCUAAAGCGAUGGAUCAAGGUCCGGUUCCUCGAAGUGGAUAUGCUAAAUUAUUGAUAGAGGUCAUUGAUGUUAAUGAUAAUGCACCAGAAAUAUCCAUAACUUCAUUAAUGACCCCUAUAAAAGAGGACACAGAACAGGGGACAAUCGUUGCUUUGAUAACUGUGAGUGAUAAAGAUGGAGGAAGUAAUGGUUUAACUAACUGUAAGGUAGUGGGGUCUGUUCCAUUUAAACUAAAGUCCAACUACAAAAACGACUAUUCAUUAGUAGUAGAUGCACCACUGGAUAGAGAACACACCCCGUUAUACAACGUGACCAUUAUAGCCACUGAUGAAGGAAGUCCGCCCCUAUCGAGUAUCAGGAUCAUUACUGUUCAUGUUUCUGACGUUAAUGACAACGCACCUCAAUUCACAGAGCCUGUAAUUAAUGUUUAUGUGAAAGAAAAUAGUCCAACAGGCUCCAGUCUUUACAGGAUAAAGGCCUAUGAUGCCGAUUUAAAUGACAAUGCUAAAAUGACUUACACACUGUUAGACAAUUAUCCAAAAAAUAUUCCGGCUUCAUCACUUCUAAACAUUAACUCAGAGACAGGAGAUAUAGUCAGUUUACAGUCUUUUAACUAUGAGGAAACAAAAACGUUUCAGUUUAAGGUUCAGGCCACAGACUCUGGUGUUCCUCCGCUCAGUAGCAACGUGACUGUCAACGUUUUUAUCCUGGAUGAGAAUGACAACAGUCCCACAAUCCUGGCUCCUUAUUCUGAACACGGGUCCGUUAACAGUGAGAACAUUCCCUAUUCUGCUGAAGCGGGAUACUUUGUGGCAAAGAUCAGGGCCGUAGACGCAGACUCUGGAUACAAUGCACUGCUUUCUUAUCACCUCUCGGAACCCAAAGGAAACAGCCUGUUCCGGAUCGGAACCAGCACCGGCGAAAUCAGGACUAAGAGGAGGAUGAGUGACAAUGAUCUGAAAACUCACCCCUUGGUGGUGUUGGUUUCUGAUAACGGAGAACCCUCCCUGUCAGCUACUGUGUCUAUUGAUGUAGUGGUGGUUGAAAACACAGCUGACAUCCAGACUCAGUUCAGACAUGUACCCAUAAAGGAGGAGAGCUUCUCUGAUUUAAACCUGUAUCUGCUGAUCGCCAUUGUGUCAGUGUCCGUGAUCUUUCUGCUGAGCCUCAUCACUUUGAUAGCGGUCAAAUGUCACAGGACAGACGGCAGUUUCAGCAGGUACAGCGCCCCCAUGAUCACCACCCACCCUGACGGGAGCUGGUCUUACUCGAAAUCUACUCAGCAGUAUGACGUGUGUUUCAGUUCAGACACACUGAAGAGUGAUGUAGUGGUUUUCCCCGCCCCGUUUCCACCUGUAGAUGCUGAACUGAUCAGUAUCAACGGAGGAGACACUUUUACAAGAACUCAGACUUUACCCACUAAAGAAAAGGUAUGUAAUCCUUCCCAACAAGUUAAAAUACAUUUUAACCUUUUGUAGAAUGCAUGCAGUUUC
Sphaeramia orbicularis (orbiculate cardinalfish) is the source of this 2680-nucleotide messenger RNA. RefSeq names its product protocadherin alpha-2-like. Gene Ontology annotation, cellular component: plasma membrane. Gene Ontology annotation, biological process: homophilic cell-cell adhesion. Gene Ontology annotation, molecular function: calcium ion binding. Bases 239 to 2665 code for a protein of 808 amino acids. Lineage: Eukaryota; Metazoa; Chordata; Actinopteri; Kurtiformes; Apogonidae. The transcript has a single exon. The record is from RefSeq and is a predicted model, not a curated record.